AUGCAGACCAAUGUCCCACAGAUGCCUAUUGAAGCACAGGUAGCAAUUGCUUUAUAUCAUUUUGGCCAUUAUGGCAAUGCAAUCAGCACUCAAUUAGUAGCUCUGUGGGCUGGUGUUGGUUAUGGCACUGUUCACCUCAUCAUGCAGCAUGUUAUGAAGGCCAUCUGUAGUGAUUGCUUUCGCCACUCUGCCCUUUACUGGCCAAUGUCACAUCAGCAAAACACUUUUUUUCCCACCACCAAAAAAUGGCUGGCCACAGCUUGGUCCCUUCUGUACAGAGCUGUACAGAGCCCACAGAGGCAAAGUGAUUUGCUGAUGCAGAUGAGAAAGAGGAGGCAAAGAUAUGGGUGGAGGAGAACUCCUGUCCUGCUUGGCAGGAUGGUUGGGUGA
Suillus paluster is the source of this 390-nucleotide messenger RNA. RefSeq lists its product as uncharacterized. NCBI's taxonomy places the organism in Eukaryota, Fungi, Basidiomycota, Agaricomycetes, Boletales, Suillaceae. The transcript has a single exon. Bases 1 to 390 code for a protein of 129 amino acids. The record is from RefSeq and is a predicted model, not a curated record.